UGGACACUCUCUCUGGGACAACUUUGCUAUUUUUGUCUGGUCUCCAGCCCCGGGUCCCGCUGCCUGCCUUGGGUCAGAUGCUCAAAGAACUGACUGUGGACUACAGAGGUUUUUGCUUUGGAUUGUUGUUAUUAGAAAUCGUGUGUGAGGUGAGAGGGCAGGAUCAGAUCAUCAAGCCUGUUGACGAGUUUACGAUAGGGUACAAAUUAUGGACUAUAAAACUGGAAGGAAAAGAACAAAUUCCUUCUUGUUUUGGAUGAAGGCCAACUAAAAGGCACAAUGCCUUAGGAGCUACUAGAGAAAUACUAGAAAAUCCUGACCCACACUCUGGCUCCUGUAGCUCCGGCAACAGGCAUGGUGUAUCAUUUUGAGGUCUAUGACUGAACCAAUGAGGACAGAGCUCUUUGCUGACGAUCCUUUAUUAUGACUUCAGUUGAGAAGCGCCGCUCAGGCCGUAGGAGUGGCGGCCUUGAAAAGCACAGCGAUGGAGGCUACAGCGACACCUCAAGUGGUGGGUCCUAUCUGGAUGAGACUGACCGUGAGGUCAGCAACCUGACAGAUAGAGCAUUCAGGAGUCUCUGCAUUGGAGACGAGGCGGUUUAUAAUGACUCAGACCUCUGUUCGUCUUCUCCCUGCACCCAGAGAGACAGACAGCUGGCCUUUAGUCAGAGUGGCCAGGACAGAGACAGAGAGGACAAAGAGAGGGAGGAACUUGAGAGCGCUGCACAUGGGAGCUUCGACCUCAGGAUGCAGCAGUAUGGUCAGGACUGGAUCCAUGGCAGAAUGUGUGAGGCGGAGAUUCAGAGAGAUCCACAGUGGGAGGUUUAUGGAGAAAGGACACAAGGGAGGGUUUCUGCCACAUUCCCACACUCCUUUGUGGAAACCUCUCAACUCCAAGAGUCUCUGGAGGAAGAACAGUUUUCCUUCCUCGGCAAUGGAACCACUGAGUUGAGUACACAGCAACGCAGAAGCCGCUCCAGAGUUUCUUCUCUGAUCAGAGCUUUUAACUCUGAGGGACAUUGGGAUGGAGCUGGGAUGGAUGGCAAACUCAGAGAGUGGAAUGAUGAGACAAACUGGGACAAAUCAGCUCUGAUGAGUAUCCAAAGGGAACUUUCUGAAUUCUCUACACCGUACCAGCAAAACUUUAACAGUGGUCAUUUCCCGUCAGCUGGCCCGUUCUCAUCCCCCGACACCAACUUCUACUCCUCUGACAUAGCCGGAGUGGCUCACAUGAAUUCUGCAUCCUCUUUUAUGAGAUCUUCCCACAGUAAACACAGCAUGUCUGAGCAGUUCAACUGUAACUCUAACUUCUUUGUGCACAGUGAAUUUAGUCCCUUUAAGGUAUGGAGGGACCACAACAGGUUUCCCUUCCAACAAGCUGAAUUCUCAGGGUUUAUGCACUGUUCAGAGUUCCCUAAAUGGUAUGAGACACCAAUGUACAGGGAGCUUUCACUGGAUGCCCAACCACAGGGUCCUUAUCGGUUUGAUGAGAGGGUCGUCAAGCACCCAAGAAAUACCGUGGCGCCUGUGGUUCCUCCCACUAUUCCACGCGCCACCUCAACAUCCACAAUACUGCAGAAAGCUUCGGCCGUUGAGAAACGCUGUGAGUCAGAGUUUGCGGGUCAUUACCCCAACAGGAGUCGGAUGCAGUGCCUGGGAACUAAAGGCUUUCCAUUGUCACGGCCAUCAACUGCAUCACCGACCAGCGAGAUGUCUCGACGUGUUCAGGACACCAUCAGCUCCGUCAAAGCCCUUCAGCAAAAAAUUAAAAUGAUGACCGAGCAAAAUAUCGCAACAGGGACAACAGCAAAUCAACAAGGAGUGCUUUGUAGCAAUACUAAUUUAAAUCCUUUAUGCAACAAUGCAAAAAUAGUGGCAUCAAAUGCUGUCAGCAGUAACACAAGCGCGACUCCCUUCAACAUCAGCCAGCUGCUCACACCUUUAGUCCAUGCACAACAAGAAGAAGAGACAUCAGAGGACCGGCACUCUGCAAUUUCCCCUCAACCUAUGGAGCAUCCUCCAGUGAGAGCAGAAAGCAGGGGAGCCACUCCUGAUGUUAGGAUGUCCAGCUACAAAUCCAGAGCCACGAGUCUACUCUUCAAUCUCAAAGACAACCGUAAAAGAGUAAAAAGCACCUACAGCCCAACCAAAUUUAAAGAAUUGGAGACAUUGGAGAAGAACAAACGGUACCCUACCCAAGAGCCUAGAGACACUGUGAUAGACAUCCCUGACUUUCCAGAUCCAGACUCACAACUUCUCCGGGUAGAGGAAUCCAGCAGGACAAAUGCUGCCUCACAUCAAUACAUAAACCUGUAUAACAGCCCUGGAUUGUUUACAACACCAAAUUCUCAACCUGCACAUACAGGUCUAUAUUCAGAAUAUACGCCAAGUGAUUACCAAGGAGAUCAGAGGCCAAGUGAGAUUGUUCAUCAAUCUGGAUUCACUGGCUUCAUACCUGAAAAUUAUGUCAGUUAUCAACCCGCUAAUGGAAAGAAUCUCCAUGAAGACUCAUAUACUCCCUAUAAGCAAGGCAUGCUCAAUAAUGUAGAUACUCUUGGAGGAGAUCCAUCCAGGUGCAACCUAUCUUAUACAGCGACAGAAAUACCAAGACUAAAUGCUGACAACAAUCAACAAAGAGAAUAUUUUUUAAGUGAGGCAAAUAAGGCUGAACAACAUUUUAAUGAAACAGUGGGAAGGGACUUCAAACAAGUGGAUAGAUACCAGAAACACAAAGAAAACAAACAUGAUUACAGUAAUGUGUCCUCACAGGAUAGCUGGAGACAAACAAACAGCGAAGGCACAGUAAAUCUCAGUCUGAAAGCCAUCUCUCCAUGGAAACAAGAGAUACCUGCUUCAAUGGAAAAAGACCAACAUGCACAGGAUCAACAAAGAGCAGACGCAGUAAAGGAGGAAGCAAAUCCACCAAGCAACAAAUAUAGAGGAAAAAAUCUGCAACGUAUAAAUAAAGAAUUUGAGAAAAUAGAGUUUAGAGAGAGUUUUGGUGUUAGUAAGAAUUAUCAUAAAAAGGCUGAGUUCAUCAAUACUAAUAUUUCAAACCAACUGCCACAAAAUGCACCAUUUAGUAAUGAUACUAUUGAAAAACCUGCAUAUUGUGGACAACAGCAACCAGGAACUUUAAAUAACAAAUAUAUACCUCAAAAGUAUAACGGAAACAUGAAGGAAGAUGAAAUGAAGCAUAAUUAUUUGACACAGAGGUAUAACAAAUAUCCUGAGCAAGAAUACAGAAACCAACACACAUUGUAUUCUAAUAAAGAUAAAAGUAUGGUCUCGCAAGAAAAUGGCCAGAGAAAUCAAUAUACGCCGAUUCCAAAGGUUUAUGAAAUGCAAGAUCUCCAGCCAAUAGAAGCUAAUCCACAGCUUGAACAUAAUAUGCUGAAAAAAUCAUUAUCAAACCCUGAGAAUGCCUCAGCCCCCACGAUGGCAAACCAGAUAAAAGACAGACAGUUUGUUGAGGUUAGGACUGAACAGGCCAUGGCAGAACAAAUAAAAGCACAGCACGCCCAAGCGGCGCUGGCAAAGGCUCAGCACUGGGCUCAAGUGGAGCAGCCUAAAGUAGAGACGUCUAGGUUAAUUUUAGCAGGGCAAACUGGUUCAGAGAAAGUCAAAGGAGAUCCGGUCCAAGCAGAACUAACAGAGCACGAGACAGUAAACCAGGGUGAAGCAGAAGAUAUUGAAGAAGAGAAGAGAAAAAAGGAACGGACAGAACAGCCCACAGAAAAACAACCAGAGGAAUUCAAAGAACCGGACCAAACAAGAGUACAGAAGGUACCAAAGGAGCCUAGAAAUAUUAAAGAGGAAGUAGGAGCCGAGCACUUGAGAGGAGACCGGGGUGAGCAGGUCGAAGUAAACAAAGCUGAAGCUGAGAGGCUAAAAGAAGAGCACAUAAGAACUGAACCUGCAAAGACCGAACAGGCGGCUCAAACUAGAUUUAAAAAAGUAAAACUAGAGGAGACACAAGAGCAACCAGCUAAAGAACAAGAAAAGACGAAGGUAGUUGAAGCAGAAAAGGUCAAAGCAAACAACAUUCUAGUUGAGGAUGUUAAACAAGAGAAAGCUGAGGAAGAAGUUCAAGUGAGUCGAUCAAAUGCACACCAACCUAAAACACAGAUAAGUAAAGCCAAAGAGAGAAAGGCAGAGCAGGCAAAGCUGGAACAAACCAAAGCAGAGCUAACAAAAACAAAGAACAUGCAAGAAAAGUCGGCUGAAUAUGCAGCAAAACUAAUAGUGACACAACAGAUCAAAAGUGAGCCAGAUAAAGUUGAGAAAGUUAAGACAGAGUUGGCUAAAGCUAAAGCAGAAUUGGCUAAAAUAAAGGAGAAAAUGAGUGGAGAGCAAAAAGAAAAGGUCAGAAAUAUAGUUCAUGGAAAGGAAGAUGGGAUUAAAACAGAUCUUCUUUUAAAGUUAGAUAUAAAUACGAAUGAAGAAAACAAAGAUCAGGACCAGGCAACCCAAAUGCAUCAACAAAGGGAAGACAUAGUUGUUAUCAGCGGGCAGUAUUUAGAUCAAGCUAAUAGAGGGUUUAACGAGUAUGAGCAUAUUCGAGAGAAAUACGGUUUUAUUGAUGCAACUUCUGCAAACAGAAACAAAGUGUCAGCCGCAGGAAAUGUUUCUUCAAAUAAUGCCAAUGAAACACCAGCUGAAUCUGUUGAUACAGUUAAGACAACAAAUAACGAGAAAUCAAAAGAAAGUUCUAGUCCUGCUCGCAACGUUGAGAAAGCUAACACAGAAAAUAAGGAAGAAGGAGGCAGCUAUAAACCCCCUGAGUUGACAGAAAGCCAGUAUGUUUACAGUGAGUUAUCCAAAGAGUUCAAAUUAUCUGAUGAAAAUCAUUUACCUAAAAAUGUAGAUAGAAGAGCAGAUAGGGAUAUUGUUAGGGAUACAUUGAAGGACGAUAGUGUUGAAAAGUUUGAAAAAUGUGACCCCUUGAAACACACUGAUAUCUCACAGCACAGAGAUUCUGAUUCAGCUAAACUGCCCCUCCCUGAAGGAAACCUCAAGUCAACUGAGCACAGUGCAGGUCUAGGUAGAUAUCAUGGUACCUCUCCCAGAGCAUUGUCCAGUAAAGAGAAAGCUCAGGCCAAACAAGAGAUUCUGACUUCCAAGAUAAAAGCUCAUGCUGAAAAAGAGAUUUCUGCUAUAAAAGAAAAGGGUUUGGCUGUACCUGAUGGGUUUAUAUCCAAACAUUCUACAAAGCAAUUAGCAGGUAGUCAGAGUAAUCAUAUAACACAGAGGCCACAAUCAGAGGAAGGGCCUGAAAAGCAUGAAAGCACAAUGCACAGUAAUAUGACACUAGAGCACCAGAUAGAGCCUUCAGGAAUACAGAUAGAAACAGUCAAGUAUGCUUUACAUCCCAGCUCUGCUCCAAUACCUGUUAGAUCUGCAGCAACCACCCGUCAUCUAGACCAGUUACUGAAACAAGUCCCCAAAGAACCAAUGAAGAGCAAUGACAAUGUGCCAACAACACUCAGAGAAGAAAAGAUGGGAAGUUAUACAAUGAGCACAGAUGAAGGCUUGAUAGAAAAUGGAAAAAAAGAAAAUCCAUCUGAAAUUAAGUCAACAAUAAAAAGUAAAGAGGAAGUACUGAAGAACAAGGAAGGCAAACUGGAAGCAAAUCCAGGAGAAAUCUCCGGAAAACAGAAGGAAGGAGUUAAAGACACUCCUCCUGUAAAGACUGACCAUUUCAACAAAAAGAAAGAGGAUCCAUCACAAGCUACUGCUCUGGUCGAAGCAGCAAGCUCAGAGUGUAUGGCAACAGAGAAGGCUGAUAGUAAACAUGAAGCAGUUCAUGAGGACUCAGCACCUUCACUAAAUCUUUUCCUUGGUCAGAACAAGACCCCAGUGGAUGAUGACAUCUUGCAGAUCACAGGAAUAAUGGUAACUGUGCGGGAAAGAAAACGAUCUAUGGACAAUGGUCAGAGGAAGAACAGCACCCAAGAACAAAUGAAUGUAAAAGAGUGCAAUAAUUCAGAGCAAGAGAAAUGUCAUCCCAGCUCAGGUCUGGAAGUAAGUAAAGGACAUACAUAUUCAGAGGAAGUUAGUACAGUACAGAACACUCCAGUGAAGGAAGAUCAAACUAGAGUUGAUAUGAAUAAUCAUCUUGAAAAUGUGCAAGAAAAUCCAACCCUAGAGUCAAGACAGAACAAUGUGUCUGAGAACAUCACAGUGAAAAGGACUGAUCACCAGCUGGAGAGCUCUUCUAUAAAUACUAGACCACAACUUCACGAACCAUUUGCUGAAAAACAUGUGCCUCCCUCAGUCGCUGUACUCACUCAAAAUAAAGAUUUUGCUGAAACUCAACCCCUUCUCUUCAAACAAGACAUAAUAGCAAGUAAAACAAAAGACUGCUCAAAUGAAACGUUGAAAGAAAUCUCGGAAAAUAGCAGAAGGGAAGAUAAAAUAAAGAGUAAGACUGAAGAGAAACAUCUACAGAAAAGGCAAACAGCACAUACCAAUGAGAACUGUAUGGCCAAAGUGGUGAAUACAGAAGUCAGCUACACAAAUCCAAACAGAGUUGAUGUUGAAUCUCAGAUAAAACAUGAAGUCCAGCCAUCAGUUAAAGAAGACCCUACAACUGUCAUCAAUCCAUCCAAAAGCAAGAACAUGGAUGGCAAGAAUGCAGCCCAAGCGGAACGAAAGGGAUGCGACUCAACAAUACCGAAGUCAUUCAAUAAAACCAGUCCACCUAACCAUUUAACUGACAAUGAAGUAUUUCCACAACAUCAGGACAAAGAGACACACAUUGGAGGAGAUGAUCGAAUGGAUGAUAGCGUGCAUAUAGGCAGCAUUGCCAUCAGAGUUGUGCCAGCAGUAACUCAUAACAACCACCUUAAGAUGGUGGGACAGCAUCAUGUAGCCCUCGUCCCUUGUGAUGUAGCUGCUGCUGAUGAACAAAAACAAGUUGCAUCAUCUGGUCUUGAAGGAAAAGUGAACUCCUUAAACAAUGAAGACAGAACCAAAGACGCUAUUUCAGGAAGCAGCGAGAAUAAAAUCAAACACGAUUUGGAAGACACAUUGGGAGUUCAAUCUGUUUUGUCCAAUGUGAAAAAACUGUCAGAUUCCCAACAAAUGUGCAAUCAACAGAACAACAUAAAGGCAAACAGUGAGAUUACUCCAGCUGAAAAUGCAAAGUCUGAAGACAUAAAUAAAAACAGAAGGUCAGUGGAUGAAUCAAAUAUACGACCAAUGGUAGGAGACUACUUUCAAGUGCAAGGGGUAGCAGAGACAAAUAAUGAAUCACACAAUCAUAAAAAUGUUGGCGAUAUGUCAGAGCUUGUUUCAACGGGAAAGGAACUUCCAGGAUUAACACCAAACAAAGCAGCGUUCAGCAAUGAAUUAUGCUGUGAAGGAAACAAUCAAGACUUUAUGCUGGAUCAAAGUACAAGGAAAACAGUGGAAUCAAGUUCUUUGAGGAAAAACAGAGAAACAGAUGGCAACUUGGCUUCAAAACCGAGUUAUGGUCCCUCAGAGAGACAGAGUAAUACAAAUGAGAAGACAGAGGCAGGUCAAGCCAAUCAUAUUAGAAAACAUCACAUAGAGAAUCAGUACAGUUUAUCAGCCAGGGAAAGACAGAGCACAAGAAAUUCAAAUGCAAUAAAGGACAAUAUGGGUAAAGAAAAACCUGAAGUUAAACCAAUACCCAAAGAAAGGGUAUCCACAAUCCCUGACAUUUCAGCAAUUGCAGACUAUGCCAGGUUAAAAGUAAAUGUUUCAGAAGACGAAGCAAACACAAUUCAGGAAUUCCCACCCAACAAAAAGGAGGGAUUCUUUCCGCUAAUACAGAGUCGUCAUAGCAGACGUCCAGUGUUCACCGCUGACCCACAGGACGUCUCUGUGAAAGAUAAACCUUUGCCAAAUAAAACAAAAGUCAGCCCUAAAGUGAACAAAGAGCCCAAACCCUUAGUAUUUCCCAUAACAGAGAAAGAACACCAAAGAACGGGGAUGUUCAAACUGGCAGACAAAGACAGACAAGAGAAAAUGCCUUUGGACGCCAAAGCCAAUGAAGGUGUUGUAGACACAGGGGCAAAACAUGCGCAACAUCUCAAAGAAAGAAACACAUCGCCAACUACUCCUCUUAAGAACCAGGGAAGUGAAGAACAAGAAUCUGGAACGGAGGCCCACAGAGUUCAUCAAGUAGAACAAAGUGCACAUCAACCAAACAAGCCUCCCUCUCAAGCAGCAACCUCAUCUUCUGCAGUGAACCGGCCGAGAAGCACUUCUGUGUCACAGCACCUAAAGCCACUGGAUGACGCCGCUCCUCUUGUGGGUCAAGUGUACGAGAUGGAGGGGUGCUCAGCAACUCUGAGAAAAGAUGAGAGGACUGAAAAGGCACCGGUUAAGGUUGAGAGAACAGAAAGAACGAGACAAGAAAGGCUUGCAACUCAGCAUGAAGAAACCAAAGCACAACAGCAGAGAAUAGCAAAACAGUUGGAGGAAAGACGAGCUUCUAGGAUAGAAGAGGAGAAAAGAGCAGAAGUCAUAAGAGUAAAACACUUGAUGGAGGAAAAUAGAGCCUCUCUGGCUAAGGAAGAGAGAAGAGCCGCUCAGAGAGAAGAGGAGAGGAGAGCAAGAGAGCGGGAGACCAUUGCUAUGAAGAUUAAAGAGAGGCGGGAAAAACAGAGAGAAGCAGAAAGAAAAGCAGCAGAAAAACAAACCGCUCAAAAAGAAGAGGAGAUGCGAGCACAGCAAAGAGAAGAAGAAAGAAAAAUGAAAAAAAAUGAGGAGAAGAGGAGAAUUAAGUUUGAGGAGGGUCGUAGAGGAACAUUGAGAGAGGAGGAAGAGCGGAUACAAGAGCUUGAGGCGAGGAGGAGGGUGAAACAGCAAGAGGCUGAGAAAGCUGCACAAGAGGAGCAGCAGAGAGUUGCACAAGAGGAGCAGCAAAGAGUUGCACAAGAGGAGCGGCAGAGAGUUGCACAAGAGGAGCGGCAGAGAGUUGCACAAGAGGAGCGGCAGAGAGUUGCACAAGAGGAGCGGCAGAGAGUUGCACAAGAGGAGCGGCAAAGAGUUGCACAAGAGGAGCAGCAGAGAGUUGCACAAGAGGAGCAGCACAGGAGAGUUGCACAAGAGGAGCAGCAGAGAGUUGCACAAGAGGAGCAGCAGAGAGUUGCACAAGAGGAGCGGCAGAGAGUUGCAGAAGAGGAGCAGCAGAGAGUUGCACAAGAGGAGCAGCACAGGAGAGUUGCACAAGAGGAGCAGCAGAGAGUUGCACAAGAGGAGCAGCACAGGAGAGCCAAUCAAGAGAAGGAGCAGAUGAGAGCUGCCCAAGAGGAGCAGCAGAUGAGAGCUGCUCUGAUUGAGGAGCAAAGGCGAGCUAAACAGCUUGAGGAGAAGAUACUUCAUGACAUUGAAGAGGAAAAGAAAAGAAAACAGAGAGAGGAGGGGAAGGAGGAGAAAGCUGCUCACUUUUCAGUGAAGGAAAGGAUCAAACAGGAGCAGAAGAUUGAAGAGCAGAGGGGAGAAAGAAAUAACAAUGUAAAAGGGAUGAGAACUCAGAGAGAGAAAGAUGAAGGUAGAGCUGUUGAACAAGAGAAAACAAUUAUAAAACAAAGAGAAGAAAUUCAAACAAAAGACGAAAGGAACAGACACACUGAGGAGAGCCAAUUAGCACACAAAGAGGAGGAAAAGAGAGUAACACAAGAAUUGAUGCUAAAUCAAAGAGAAGAUGCGAUCUGGGCUAAAAAGAGAAAGGAAGAAAAAGAAAAUGAAGAGAAGUUAGCAAAUCACAUAGAAAAGGAGAGAGACACUCGGGUGGGGGAGCAGAAAAAAGCAGCAGAGAUUACGGAUGCUCUCCAGUACUAUGCCAUCACCUCCACCGAUACACAGAGGAAACCAAGGGAAAGACCGCCAUGCUCCCCUUUACCUUCUCAACAAAGACACAAUCCAUCAGGACUUGGGUCCAGUGAGGACUCAGGAUCCCACACGACGCCUCAUAGGCCACAUGCUCCUGCAUCCCCAGCUCCAUCCCUGCCCCGCUCCAACACCUCAUCUCCUGCUCUGGGAGGCAAGCCCUCAAUGUUCAGGGUGAAGGAUAACACCGUCAGAGGUUUCCCUUUCAAGUCAGUCAAACCACGCUUCCAUAAGAACUUUGGGGAAGAUUUCCGAGUGGGUUCACCUAUGGAAAGGGGCUCAGAGAGAGAACAGGAUGAGCAAGAGAUAGUGAGACGCAGUGCUGGAACUCAGCUCUAUCCUGACACAGGCUUAAACAGACUUGCUGCAAUCAAAGAGUCGUCCACAUUUCAGCCGGCAUAUUUAUCACAGGAUUACUCUGCCCUGCUCUCACAAUAUAAGCCUUACUCCAGGAGGAGCUUUGCCCUGGAAGAAGACGACUCUCGCUCUGUCUUCAGCAAUAUGUCAGAGGGUGGGGAGAGUUUUGCCACUAGUGCAGCAGACAUGGCAGAUAUACGAGGCCUGUAUGACAACGAGAGGCCAGAAUCAGCCUGUAGUUUCAGCAGUGAUGUCUCCCGUUCUUUGGGAAAGCCUCCAACUGUUCCCCCAAAGAGUGAUAAAGCCUUGCGCAGAGCGCAAAGGUUGACUACUCGUAGAGUCAAGAAGGAGAGUUCCAAAAUCCGAACCAACAGCCAUGCUGGAGUUGAGAAAUCUCUUAAAAUUAGCUCCAGUAUUCCUUCCUCCUCCUCCUCCUCCAUUGAGCUGCGUUCCUCCAGCCGCCAGACUGUGGCUAGCCCUCAUUUUUCCUCACCCGUCUCCCUUGCUCAUGCUCCAACAUUGGGGUCUAGCUUUCCGUCUUCUCAGACAGAGCACCAAUCUUCUCAUAGCUCUUAUUACACUUCCCCUCAAGCCACUGGUCCUUUCUCCCUCCCAGUUGCUUCCCCUCACGGUACUGACCCUGUUUCCCUCCCCGAUGCCUCGCCUAAAGCUGCUGGCCCUGCUUCCCAGACUGCUGCUCCUCAGACAGUUGCUCAUGUUCCCUCUUCUCCCACUGUGCUUCAUGCCAACCACCCAGCUCCAGUGACACAGUACCAUGUAGAGUCAAGCUAUCCCCAUUCCUACCCACUGACCCAGCGUAAGGUGCUGCAAGACCUCGGCUCUGGUCAGUAUUUUGUGGUGGAUGUGCCGGUUCAAGUGAAAACAAAGACUUUCUUUGACCCAGAGACAGGAAAGUAUGUCCAGUUGAAUGUGCGACAGUCUGGCCAGAGCACCGCCCUACUACAGCCCCAGCAGACAUACUCAAAAACUCAGCUCCAACCCCAAAUGCAAGUCAAGCUUCAACAGCAGCCCCAGGCCUCACCAGGUGGCACGCCCUUUGUGCUUUAUCAAGGCAACCAUAGCUAUCCCCAAGACUACCAAGCUCAAACGUUCACCUCUGUGCCCGGCCACAGGUCAUCAGCCCCUUUGCCUCUCCACCAAGAACAACCGAGCUACGGAUAUCCAGCCCAUGAAAUGGAACAGAAAUCCGAAGGGCAUCGCUACAGUCCAGAGAAAACUCCAUACAUGGACACAGUUAAUGACAAAGACAAAACAUAUAGCACCGUUUACAACACACACGGACCAAAUGAGUGGUUCCCAGAGAGUGACACAAACAGCCAGCUUGCAGGAAGCACAGUUUGUGAAAAUGAUAACUCAGCCCUCUCACAAUGUUAGCCCCGAGAUAUAAUAAGCAUGAGUGAGCUGGACGACUUUAUGGAUAUGUCCGACUGGUGAGAACACACACUGGAAACUUUUACUUUCUAAGUAUUUGAUAACAUAAGGAUACCCGAUCAUGGGUCAUAAAAUUUAAGUCUAUUUAAGUAUAUAUUUAAGUAUUUGUAAAUUAUUUUUUUCAAGUGAAAAUAGUCUCAGCAUGUUUUUGGUUUGUAGUUUUAAAAAAGUCCCCAUGACAUGCUGUUAAAUUGCUGCUGUUGAUUUUGGAGAAUCACAGUUGAGCUAUUUAUUGUGUUACAGAGAAAUGCACCAUUCCAUUUGAUGUUUGAAUGUGAGAAGCUAAGAUAUGUUUAUUGUCUAUAAUGAUCAGUAUACCAUUGUCUCCUGAAGCUAGAAGUAUGUUAUCAUACAAAAAACAGCAACUGUGUGUCAAUAGUGUCGAGUAGUUUGAAGAAACAUUGGUUUCUUCUAUGAACAUAGGCAGGUCUGCUUGAGUUUUUAUUAUUUUUGUCUCGCUGGGGAAAGCCUACUUCUGGCAGUUUGUGAUGCAUGAAAUAUUGUCAAACCCACAGCGUCAAUCAAAUAUCGGCAGAUGGUGUACAGAAUAAUUUGUGUAUUCAACCACUGUGUCAAAGUAAUAAAAAAAAAAGGUGAUGUGAUUAUAGCCGUUUUUAAGGUUUAGUUUCAUACAAAUGUUAAUUUUUGAAGAAUAUGUCUGUGGUGCUGUGAAACAGAGUAGAGUGGCUUGUAUUAAUGCAGGAAAUAAAAACACACUUCAAUCAACCGAAUAAUUUCUCACCACAAUAACUGUUUUUCAAAAUCCCAUUGUAAAGGCUAUAAAUAAACAAAAUGGAAAUAUAAAAGAUUGCUUCUACAUGUUGAUUUCAUUUAACUAGCCAUAUGGUUGUAAUAACAAUAUAAUAUUACUACCACUGCCAUCCUGAUUUGUUAAAAUGUACCCUGGGUCUGAAUGUCUUUUUAGUGCUUAAAAAGAGUGCAUAAGGCAA
Molecule: messenger RNA, 12623 nt
Organism: Pseudoliparis swirei
Lineage: Eukaryota; Metazoa; Chordata; Actinopteri; Perciformes; Liparidae
Gene: c17h10orf71
Exons: 2
Coding region: 424-11616 (3730 amino acids)
Biological process (GO): positive regulation of calcineurin-NFAT signaling cascade
Cellular component (GO): Z disc
Source: RefSeq, a predicted model, not a curated record